ACGGUAGGGAAGGCGGCUACGUGGCCGUCUUCCGACGGCCCCCGCUCUUUGCGGCUUCGCCUCAAUUCCCCCGCCUCCGCCCGAGUUGUUCACGAUCACUCGCUCCCUGCCAUGGCGAUCGCGAUGACCAUGGCGACCUCUCGCCCUUCGGUUGUUCUUGUUGAAAGACUUAGAGAAGUUCUUGGAUCCAUAUCCGAAGGGUCUCGCCUUCACAUGUUAACUGUUCAGACAAGGUUGACAUGUGGACUAUUUUGCAAUAGAAGGAGGGGCCUUGUCUUGAAAUGCUGCAUGCAUCAAUUGCUGGCUAAAAGCAGUUAUUCGACUUAUGAAUCCACACUGAGGGAACAAAAUGGAUCGCACUUCAAAAAUUUGAACGACAGGAAGAUAGUUCCUGAUUCCGAUCCUCCAAGUGUUAAAGAUGUCAACCUUCUGUAUCAAUUUAUUGAUAGGAGCCGCAAGCUUGUGGUUUUGACUGGAGCAGGAAUAAGCACAGAAUCGGGGAUUCCUGAUUACAGAAGCCCAAAUGGAGCUUAUAGUACUGGAUUUAAGCCAAUUACUCAUCAGGAGUUUGUUCGCUCAAGCCGUGCUCGGAGGAGAUACUGGGCCAGGAGCUAUGCUGGAUGGAGAAGAUUCCUUGCUGCACAGCCGAAUGCAGCUCAUCGUGCUUUAGCAUCAUUGGAGAAGUUUGGUCGAAUUAAUUAUAUGGUCACCCAAAAUGUGGAUAGGUUGCAUCAUCGUGCCGGUAGUGACCCGCUUGAAUUGCAUGGAACUGUCUAUUCUGUAGUAUGCUUAAAGUGUGACAAUUCCAUUAACCGAGAUUCGUUUCAAGACAGGGUGAAGGCCCUUAAUCCAAAGUGGGCUGCAGCAAUCGAAAGUCUGGAAUGUGGAGAUCCUGGCUCCGACAAGAGUUUUGGCAUGCAGCAACGGCCUGAUGCUGACAUUGAGAUAGAUGCCAAGUUCUGGGAGGAGGAUUUUGAAAUUCCAAACUGCCAGCAAUGUGGUGGAAUAUUAAAACCUGAUGUUGUCUUUUUUGGUGAUAAUGUUCCCAAAGACAGAGCUGAAAAGGCUAAAGAAACUGCAAGAGAAUGUGAUGGUUUUUUAGUCAUUGGUUCAUCAGUGAUGACCAUGUCUGCUUUCAGGAUCGUGAGAGCUGCUUAUGAAGCAAAUGCUGCUGUUGCAGUUAUCAACAUAGGCAAGACAAGGUGUGAUGAGUUUGUGUCCUUAAAAAUCAACGCGAGAUGUGGGGAGAUUCUUCCCAGAGUACUUGAGAUGGGUUGCCUUGCUAUACCCAGCAUCAAUUGAAGAUGUGAAUUCAAUGAUUACUAGCUCCUAUCAGUAUAAGACACUCCAGAGAAUCCUUGGAUGAGUAUGACAGUGAACAAGCAUAAGUUGAUGCAGCUUUUUCCAAUAUCCACUGCACCCCAAGAUCUGUAAUCUUAAUUUAUAUAUCUAGUCUCUGAAACAACAGCCUGACAAAUUAUUUGGUUCUUGAAAAAAUGAAUCAUGGAGAUAGAAAGUACUUAUAAAUAUCCACAACUGUUUUUGUUGGUUUGUUGUACUCCAAUUUAAUUCCAUGUUGAUGGAACAACUUUGUCCCA
Musa acuminata subsp. malaccensis (wild Malaysian banana) is the source of this 1598-nucleotide messenger RNA. RefSeq names its product NAD-dependent protein deacylase SRT2. Gene Ontology annotation, cellular component: nucleus. The record is from RefSeq and is a predicted model, not a curated record. Gene Ontology annotation, molecular function: NAD-dependent protein lysine deacetylase activity; NAD+ binding. NCBI's taxonomy places the organism in Eukaryota, Viridiplantae, Streptophyta, Magnoliopsida, Zingiberales, Musaceae.